Vespa mandarinia (Asian giant hornet) is the source of this 1120-nucleotide messenger RNA. RefSeq names its product neuroguidin. Gene Ontology annotation, biological process: maturation of SSU-rRNA from tricistronic rRNA transcript (SSU-rRNA, 5.8S rRNA, LSU-rRNA). Gene Ontology annotation, cellular component: small-subunit processome; nucleolus. NCBI's taxonomy places the organism in Eukaryota, Metazoa, Arthropoda, Insecta, Hymenoptera, Vespidae. The record is from RefSeq and is a predicted model, not a curated record.
UUGGUGUUUUGACCAGGCUUUUCCAAGAGAAAAAAUAUACCCAGGAAAAGUAAAAUAACGUCCCACGUGGGGACUCGUUUAAUUACAAGUUACGUUGUUUAGAUAUGCAUUUAUUCGUUUAAUUUUUAUUGCAGAACAAUGGUACAAGCAAUUGAUGAAAUGGAACAAAGGGAUCUCCCACAGGCUUUUCGCCUGCUUGGGGAAAUGAAUGCUAAUGUCCUACAAGUAAACCAACUUGUAGAUAAUAUGUUGGUUCGUGUAAAAAAUGGAGAAAUUUCUACGGAUAAGGGUCUUAGUUUCUUAGAAAUGAAAUAUCAUAUGUUACUUUCAUAUCUUAUUAAUUUAACUUACGUAGUUUUAAGAAAAUGUUCAGGUGAACGUAUUGAAGGUGACCCCUCUAUCGAUCGCCUUAUUGAAAUCAGGACAGUCCUAGAAAAAAUCCGACCAAUAGAUCACAAGCUAAAAUAUCAGAUAGAUAAACUUGUUAAGACUGCAGUAACUGGUACCACUAACAGUAAUGAUCCCACUAACUUUAAAGCAAAUCCUGAUGCAAUAAUUGCAAAAAUUGAUAGUUUUGAUGAAGAGUCGGAUAGUGAUCAAGACGGUGAUGAAGAUGGUUUUAAAUCAUCUCAAAGCAGGAAAUCAAAUAUCUAUGUGCCACCAAAACUUGCUGCUGUUCACUAUGAUGGAGAUGAAACAGCAGCAGAAAAGAUGCGUAAAGCUGGUGAAAGAGCCCGUAGACGUGCAGUCUCAGGUGCAGUGUUAAGGGAAUUGAAAGAAGAAUACCUAGAUGCACCAAUAGAGGAUGCACAAGGCUUAAUUGAAAAACAAGCUAGUUUGGGGCGUGAGAACAAACGAAAGAUCGAAUACGAAGAGAACUACAUGACACGUUUACCUGUUACAAAACAAGAAAAACAUAGACGCCGUCAGAUAACAACUCUUGGUACUCUUGGUGAUGAAAUUACUAGUUUUGGAGAGACUUCAUCUGUACCAACUAAAACAAGAAAAACUCAGAAAAAGGGAAAAGCUAAAAGAAGUUUUAAGAAAAAACGGCACCACUAAAUCAGCUUUAUAGUAACUUAUAGAGCAGAGUUUCAUACAGCAUUAAUUAUUAAGGUAA